Solea senegalensis (Senegalese sole) is the source of this 8970-nucleotide messenger RNA. RefSeq names its product adenylate cyclase 9 (gene adcy9a). NCBI's taxonomy places the organism in Eukaryota, Metazoa, Chordata, Actinopteri, Pleuronectiformes, Soleidae. Gene Ontology annotation, biological process: intracellular signal transduction; cyclic nucleotide biosynthetic process; adenylate cyclase-activating G protein-coupled receptor signaling pathway. The transcript has 11 exons. Gene Ontology annotation, molecular function: adenylate cyclase activity. The record is from RefSeq and is a predicted model, not a curated record. The coding region runs from base 515 to 4981 and encodes 1488 amino acids.
CACACACACACACAUACACACACACACACACGCGCGCGCGCACACACACGUUGCAUCACCACGAACUAGUCCUUUUCCGAGAAGGAUGUUCAAGUCAGGGGGCAGAAAGAGUGAUGACAGUGUUUUUACCGCAGCUGGAGAGAACGCCGGGCUCAAACCCAGAGCCUCUUUGGAGAGAGGGAUGCGUGUAAUGUGAGUACUGACGCAAAACCCGAGGUCGGAUAAUGGACUGCUCAAGAAACUGGAACGGUGCGUGAUGUGUGAGUGAGUGUGGAGACUGCUGUGUGCGUAGACGUCACGUAUGUUCGGCGCUCACCAUUCAUGCAGUGUGAUCGUUCCAGCAAGCACCUCUGCACUCUCUCUCUCUCGGUCUAUGUCUGUGUCUCUCCCUCUCUCCUCCUCCUCGCCGUGCCACAUGUGCACACACGCACCCACGUCUGUAGUGGCCUGAGAGCCAUCAGAAGACACUAUUAAUAUUCAACAGCCCCCUCGUUUUCUCGUCACGUCACUCAAUAUGGCCACUCUGCAACAGCACCGGCAGCUCCUGAUGCUUGGAACCGAAGUCAGCUGCGACUCCAGCGGAGACGGAGCUGUGACCGUGCGAAUCACCAACAGCGUGCCACACGUGCAUCGACAUGAGCCGCUGAGGGCUGCCAACUGUGGAGCUGGAGGAGCUGGAGGAGCUGGAGGCUGUGGGACUGCGAGUACUGUGAACCCUGACCCCCACAAAUACAGCAUUUCCUCCAGCUGCAGCUCAGCAGAGUCCAGGCCAGCUGUGACCUCUGCUUUGAGGGUCCACAGGAAGGCACCACCGUUGUUUGAACGCUCUGCAGCCCAAUGCUGGGACCCCAAAUUUGACUCAGCCAUCCUGGAAGAGGCGUGUCAAGAGAGGUGUUUUCCUCAGACACAGAGGCGCUUCCGUUAUGUCCUGUUCUACCUUACAGUGGCAGCUGUACUCUGGGGGGUGUACUUUGGGGUCAAUAACGACCGCUGCAGCCCUUUGACCUUCCUAGCACCCACAGUCUCCUUCUUGGUCUUUUUAGUGCUCCUUUUUUUGUUCACAUUCACACAGCCCUACACGUGGCUGUACAACCAAACCUCCCUGCUCCUGAUAGCGGUCACCUUCGCUAUUACCUUAGCUCCACAGAUACAGACUGCUGGUUACACUGAGCUGGAGUGGGCCGGUGGUGGGAAUGCCUCAUAUCACUCACCAGAUGAAAUAGUACAAACUAUAACCCACUGCAUCUCCCCUGUAGGCACCUUCUCCCUGUGCAUGGAAGUUCUGCUGUUGUUAUACAGUGUCCUCCAUGUUCGUCUGUAUGCCUCAGUGAUGCUCGGGCUUCUCUAUUCUAUUUUAUUUGAAGCACUAGGAUGGCUGCCCUUGCUUCAAAGCAAUUAUGAAUCUGGCAGAAGGAAUACUGGAGCAGAGGGUUCGGGCUCCGAUUGGGAAGGAGACACACUCCGCUGGCUUGGUCCAGCCAAAGCUCUGCUCCAUUUGUGUGCCCAUGUCAUUGGCAUCCACCUGUUUAUCAUGUCAGAGGUUCGUUCCCGCAGCACCUUCCUCAAAGUGGGCCAGGCUAUCAUGCAUGGCAAAGACUUGGAGGUGGAGAAGGCCUUGAAGGAACGCAUGAUUCACUCAGUCAUGCCACGGAGAGUUGCAGACGAGCUGAUGAAGCAGGGCGACGAUGAGGGUGGUGGGGAGAACUCCGGCAAGCGUUACUCCUCUGGUGCUUGCUCUGCCUCAGCCAUCUCUGUGGGUGGUGGAGGAAACUGCGGAGCUUCACAAGCCCAAAGUACCACGAGCCCCAAAAAUCACCCUCACAACAAUCACAAACGCAAGAAGACCUCCAUCCCUCGUGGACAGAUAAUAUUUAGGCCCUUCAACAUGAAACGCAUGGAGCCUGUGAGCAUCCUCUUUGCAGACAUUGUGGGUUUCACCAGAAUGUCUGCCAAUAAGUCAGCACCAGCCUUGGUGGGACUUCUCAAUGACCUGUUUGGACGUUUUGACCGGCUCUGUGAACUAACUCAUUGUGAGAAGAUCAGCACCCUGGGAGAUUGCUACUACUGCGUAGCAGGUUGCCCUGAGCCCAGACCGGACCACGCCUACUGCUGUGUUGAGAUGGGUCUGGGCAUGAUCCAGGCCAUCGAACAGUUCUGUCAGGAGACACGUGAGACUGUCAACAUGCGAGUUGGUGUCCACACAGGCACUGUUCUCUGUGGGAUCCUGGGAAUUAAACGCUUCAAGUUUGAUGUGUGGUCGAACGAUGUCAAUCUGGCUAACCUGAUGGAGCAGCUGGGCGUGGCAGGAAAGGUCCACCUGUCAGAGGCCACUGCCCGAUUCCUGGAUGACCGCUACCAGAGGGAGGAUGGGCGGGUGGCGGAGAGAGCGGGGCUGAGUGUGGUGGAGAAACUCAAGGGGCUGCAGACGUACCUGAUCUCAGGGAGGAAGUCGGAGCACAAUGCGCAGUGUGAAUGUUCUCAGGUGGGACUGCCGGGUGGAGACACUGGAAGGGUCGGCCUGUCCUCCUGUCCUCAGCCACACACACCAGACCUCAUCCCUGGUGGGGCACAGGCUGCAGAGCCCCUCUUGUCUCUCCAACCACCAGACAGGAUUGUGCCUCCCUGUGUGCCCCGUAGUGUGGCCUUGUCUGUGGGAACAGAGCAGGGUGAUGAUGUGGCUGUGUUGAAUGGCUGCCAGGAGGAGCGCAAGACUAGUAGUGCAAAGUUCAUCCCGGGUCACAGCCCCAGGGCGGCCAAUGGUCUCCUGAGUCCUCCACUGGAAGACCCAGUGCAGGCAAGCCAGAGCUCCCUGUGUGACAUGCUCCAGGAGAAAGAGAAGAAGACCAGCACCAGCACAGGAACUGGCACCAGUCUAGGCAUGACUGGGGGCACGGGGGCAGCGGGUCCAGGUAUAGACCACUCCGCCCUCAUCCAGCUGCGUGCCAAGAACUUCAGAGAAAAGAGCGACGCCCACUUUGUGGAUGUUAUCAGGGAGGACAGUCUGAUGAAGGAUUACUUUUUCAAGCCACCCAUCAACAAGAUCAGCCUCAAUUUCUUAGAGAGACCUCUGGAAAUGGCAUAUCGCAGCAGCUACAAGGAAGAGGUGAAAAAACAGGCUCAGGUGCAAACAUUUGCAAGCUCCACCUUCAGUUCUUUCUUGGACGUUCUCCUCAGCUGUUUUGUCUUCUUGGCCCUGACCCUGGCCUGCUUCCUGCCACCUCUCGUGAGCCCAGCCACUGUGGGCCCUCCAGCUCCUGCUGCCCUGGUCCUGGCUCCCCUGGCAGGCUUGUUGGAGUUGGCCUCCCUGGUGCUGUCCAUACGUAUGGCCUUCUAUUUGGAGGAGGUGAUGCACUGUACCCGUAUCCUGCUCCUAGUGGUCUCUGGAUGGGUUCCCCGUCAUGUGAUCGGGGCCGUGUUAGUGUCCCUACCAGCAGUCUCGGUCUUAUCCCACCUCACCUACAGCAUCCACCUGCCCCUCCAGGUGACCAUGUUCCUGUGCUGCGCCACCAUCCUGGCCAUCAUCCAGUAUUGUAACUUCUGUCAACUUAGUUUCUGGAUGCGUUCAGUCCUGGCCACUGUUACUGGAGUUGCUCUGCUGCUGCUGUUGUACAGCCCUUUACACAGUUUCGGUAAUAACAGCUUGCAGGUUCAUGGACUGAACAUCUCCACAUCAAGUGACGGUGCUUCAGAACUGGGCCCUGACCCUCCACCACGCCCUCUUGACCUUUUGCUCCCAGAGGCUGUCCUGGCCUUCUUCCUGCUCCUUCUCCUGGUCUGGUUCCUCAACCGCGAGUUCGAGGUCAGCUACCGUCUCCAUUACCAUGGCAACGUGGAGGCUGACAAACACCGCUCCAAGAUUCAGAUGAUGCGAGACCAGGCUGAGUGGUUACUGGGAAACAUCAUCCCCAUUCACGUCGCUGACCAGCUCAAGGUCACGCAGAGCUACUCCAAGAACCACGACAGCGUGGGUGUGAUCUUUGCCAGUAUUGUAAACUUCAGUGAGUUCUAUGAAGAGAGUUACGAAGGUGGAAAAGAGUGCUACCGCGUCCUCAACGAGCUCAUCGGAGACUUCGAUGAGCUCCUUCGCAAACCUGAAUUCGAAAGUGUGGAAAAAAUCAAGACAAUUGGGGCCACGUACAUGGCAGCGUCGGGGCUGAAUGUCCGGCAGCCGGCUGAGAGCGACGAUGACUCUCCCCACGGUCACCUGAGGGCACUUUUCAACUUUGCCCUGGAGAUGAUGGGCGUCCUGGAUGACUUCAACAAGAACAUGCUAGGUUUUGGUUUCAAGCUCCGUAUUGGAUAUAACCAUGGGCCGCUGACGGCAGGGGUGAUAGGCACCACCAAGCUGCUCUAUGACAUCUGGGGAGAUACGGUAAACAUUGCCAGCCGCAUGGACUCCACUGGUGUGGAGUGUCGGGUGCAGGUGAGUGAGGAGAGCCACGCUCUGCUCAGCACUAUGGGUUUAGAGUUUGACUAUAGAGGUACCGUGAAUGUUAAAGGCAAAGGUCAAAUGAGGACCUAUUUAUACCCAAAAAGUGGGGGAAGUAUAUGUCAAGAUCACAUGGAGGAGGCCAUUGGACUCGGACCCUCAUUCGCAGCAUUGCCAGCCAAUAAGACUACAGGAUCUGUUGCCCAGGUAGCAGCUCUUCCUCCCUCUUCUCCUCCUCCUUCCCUCUCUCUAUCCACACACCCUCCUCAACUCCAAAGUGCUGGAAGGCCAUCAGGAGCAGGGUCUGAGCCUGUCCAAGCUAAGUCCACAGGGAUGGGGGAGGAAGGAUAUAGGGACGCUCCAAACCUCCCUGGACAGUCCUCUGCCACAGACCUUCACUCCACUCCCUGCUCUGAACUAGGCACAGAACCUGGUGCCGCACAAAUGACCCCCCGGGGGCAGCAUGCUCCCCUCGCUCUUCAGGAGGAGGAGGAGGAUGAGGAGGUCAAUGAGCUGACGAAACUCAAUGAGGAGUUUUAUGCUCGUCUCUGAUCCCUUCCUCUUUCCUUCCCCUGUCUUGACUCCCUCAGCUGCUGUCUCUCCAGGCCUGAUUGCAGGUAUGGGCAGGAUGUCCCUCCCAUUAGGCAAGUGUCUUCUGUAGAUGGAUGAAGAAGAGUCAUAUCAACACCAACCGUGGCUAUGUCAACUGUGAAAAUGGCUACUAACAUCUUAAAUGGGAACGUUACCUGAGUGUUGGGGUAGGUUCAGCCUGUGUUGAGCACAGUUUAUUAUGGGGAACCGGCUGACAGGAAACAAGAGGGAAAAGAAGAUUUGUUGGUGUUGUUGAUGAUGGUUUGUUUUGUUUUGUUUUUUUUUGUAUUCAUUUUUGUUAUCAAGUGCCUUCAGGACUAGAGCAGUGAACAAACAAAUAUGAAUGCUGAACAAAGUUUUAACAAUCUUAGGCCACAGAACGUGCUGUGGUUUCUUACUCCAUGCUCUUAUCUUCAAUGCAAGUAUUUCUUUAAAAAAAAAAAUCAUUAUUGUUGUGCCAUAUCAUUUGUUUUAACUUGAUCAGUCUUGACCUUACAUAAGGGAAAAUAAGUCUAGAUUCUAUAUAAGUGCCAGUGCAGCAUGACGGGCUUAGCAGGGAACUAAGGGAAGAUGAGGGACUCACAUGAAGCAGUGUUAAUUUAUGUAUUCUGCUUUGACUGCUUUGACACGAGGGCUUAAUACAUUAUUCAUUUGUGCUUGAGUCUAAUGCUACAAAGCAGGCUGCAUAGAUUUUAGUUUGUGUGUAGCAGCUAAAUGCACAUUUUAAGCACAGGUCUUGCACAGUGUUUUCUCGACCACUUGUAUUUGGUAGUUAUUACCAUGAGAAGGCUUUGAAGAUUUUCAGUUCUUGAGUUCUUGUCUUUCACAACAAGUGCAAUCAAAAGCGCAAAAUCAAAUCAUAUAAGGGAAUAUAGAUUUAGAACAAAUGAUUUUAGAGUUACAAAAAAAAAAAGUGACAUCACUUCACAGAAACCAGUAAGGCACUUUAAAUAUACCUAAUAAACCUAAACCUGAACUAAUGCUCUACAUUUCAGUAAGAAACACUCACCCCACAUAGGCCUGAAAGGUGGUUGUAAAAAUGUAGGUUUGUCCCAAAAAAAACAAUAACAAAUAAGAAAACCCAUAUGGCAAUUGUGAUCAACGUAGGUUGAUGUUGGUUAAAUUGGAAACUUCUCAAACCAAUCCUGCACUAUAAUCCACUUUUCUGCUUUUGUGCAUGUAUUUUUUUUUUCUUUUCAACCAAAGUACUGGUCCAGUGUGUGCUUUUUCAUUGGGUCAGAGCCACUGCAUUGGACUGUGUUUGCAUUAAAAACUCCAUCAAGGGAUAAAAACUUGUAAUAAAAACGUCUAAUGAAAUUCCAUGAAAAGACCAAAACCAAUAAUGUAUAAAAACAUAGCAGGAAAUGGAGUUGAUGACAUAAAUAACACACAACAAAUGUGUCUGGGAAGUUGUGGACGUUGUGGCCACAGGGCAGCGAGCAGUGUAUUUGUUGGGGACUAUUUUUAAAUGUCAUAUUUUCAGCGGCGGAUUUGCUCCGGUAGUGUGUAUUCACGGCAGCGGGGCAGCUUCAUAGAACACCCCCCGUUUGUUCUAUGAAGGAGUCAACACAGACUGAUAAAGACUCAUGGUUAGUUUUAGGUCUUUUCAAGGCAUAAAAAUAAAGAAUGUCACCAGACUUAUCCUUUUAAAAUCUACAGUGGGGUGAGAUAUUUCAGGUCUGUGAGGGACAAUCACGGUGUAGUUCUUGGUAAAUUGUGGGCUGGUCUGCGUUGCCUUCGGUUAAGGCAUCGACUGCAGCAGCAGUAUACUGUGUAGAUAACCUUCUUGGCCUUCUUUGCUGAAUAAAAACAAGCAUCUGUCAGUUCAUUGUUGUAGAGGUUUUCAGUCGUUCAGUAUUGUCUGCCUUUAGCCGUGUGAUUUGUUGUUGAAGUGGUGGGACUUCAAACAUUGAUCCUGUCAUGGCCUCUUCACUUAGAGGAGCCUCUACUGUAACAAUACACUUAAAUUUUGCCACUUUAAUUGAGUGAUCUAUAGGUGCAGUGCAACCUCAACUAGCGGAUUGUUUUGUGGUGCCUAAAAUUAUGACUGUAUUUUUUUUUUUAGUACUUUGGUUUUCAGAAAGUUGUUGUUUUUUUUUUAAUCAUGCUUUUGUCAUAAUGAGGAUAGAUUAUGAUUGUUUGUAUGAUGAAAUCCUGCUCAUUGUUGCAGGUUUUGCUGCAUUUUCUGGACAAAAUUCCAUCUGUUCAUCUUUUUCCAACCUCCUUAAUUUUGUCCAUUAGGCUGCCUGAUCUUUACAGUGGUGUUCCCCUCAAAAUACUUGGCACCUCUUUAAUUCUCUGUUAUCACUUCAUGCUUUGUCUUCUCUCCUGAAAGAACUCCUUUUCCUUUUUACUUUGUGUGUGUGUGUGAGUGAGAGAGAGUGAAAAUAUUUAACUUUUACGCCAAGUUGGUAAACCAUAAGAGAUCACUGUUGCAAAAGGAAAUCAAUCAACCACAUGACCAUUGAUGAACUGUGCUUUUGCUGUCACUGCUAUAUAUGAAAGGGAAUUACAUGCACAGAGUUGUAUGUGAAAGGGAGUAAAGCCUUGAAAUUAUGUAAAAUUAUCAUUUAAUGAACUGCAAGUGAAUCACCACCGCAUCUUUAAAAAAAAAACAUAGUUUGUAUAUUUUUAAAAAAAUAAAUCAAUGUCUGUUACAUUCAAACCAUCACACGAGAUCACACAAUACAGAUGAAGUCUGUCAACUUCAUACGACUCUCUUCUGUGUGAGUGUUUCGAUCUCGUGUUGCCUGGCGACAUUCCUGCGCUGCACACAGGAAGUGAUGUGUUAUAUGUCAAGACAGAUGGAGACAUUAGCAACGUUGUGUUAGUAAAGUGAGACAACUGCAAAAAAAACAGUUUGGAGUGUGACAGAAAACACAAAGAAGAGCUGCCAUAAGGUUUAAGAAGUGAAUUGAAUAUACAUAUACAUAUAUAUAUAUAUAUCCUGUAAAUCCAAAGAUGUGGCUGUUGGCACUGCCCUUAGAAAAGCACAUUACAAAAUAAUAUUCGAUAACAAGCACAUAUUUUGCUCUACUCUUGAUCUGAAUAUUGUCAUCGUGCUCAUGUUGGCCAAUCUUAAUAUACAACAGCACACAAAUUAGAAUAUAAUGUAUCAAUUGUAAAAGCAAAUUUUUUGCCCCCCUCCCUCCCAACACAGGCACACAUUACAUCACAAGAUUAUCCUUUUUGGCUAUUGCACUAUAUUCAUCCACAUCUUGCACCACCUCUCCAAUAGCACACAUCUGUACACGCGUAUAAAUAAAAAUAUGAAAGUGAACACUGCCGGCUCUGUGAUCUGUGAUGCAGUCGGAGAAGAAGAGGUAUGAUCUUUUUGGUCUUUUUUUUUGCAUGGGAAUGAACAAUUUUCUUCGUCUUUGCUGGACACACUAUGUCUGUAGCUUGACUUUGCACCAUACUCGCCGCCUUUAAUUUAAUUUCAGUGUAAUUCUGUCCCUACACUCAGAGUAUAUCACACAUAAAGCAUGCAUAGCCAAAACAGAAUUCCUCAAAUCACUUAAGUUGUCUGAAUUUCAGUGUGUCCUACUUCUCACAGUGUCGUGGCAGAUGUGUUUGUAUGUAUUUUACGUCUAGCAGAGGGACAGAAGUGCCCAUAGAAGUCCAUGCUGUGCUCCAAUGACAAAAAAAAGUAAGAAAAGAAAGCAAUUAGUAAAGUAAUUGAGUGUGUCUCAUUUUGUCUCAGAAUGUGUUUAAUUGGCACGUGUCAAAGGAAUCACAGAAAAUGAGUCAUUUCAUUUGAUGGUGACAGCUCCACCUUGUGUCACUGACAGAUUUUUAAGUCAAUUCAUCUGUGUUUCUAAUUACACUGGGGCAGAAGUUAGACGACAGUUGUUUGAUUUUAAAUUGUUGUGUAUUUGCUUUAAGUUCAUGGAUGAAAUGUAUUAUGUAUGUUUUGUGCACAUUACCCAUGUAUCAUUUAUCAACACAUG